Molecule: messenger RNA, 438 nt
Organism: Salvelinus namaycush (lake trout)
Lineage: Eukaryota; Metazoa; Chordata; Actinopteri; Salmoniformes; Salmonidae
Product: zinc transporter ZIP12-like
Exons: 3
Coding region: 1-438 (145 amino acids)
Biological process (GO): zinc ion import across plasma membrane; intracellular zinc ion homeostasis
Cellular component (GO): membrane
Molecular function (GO): zinc ion transmembrane transporter activity
Source: RefSeq, a predicted model, not a curated record
AUGGUUAUCGUGGGAGACAGCCUCCAUAACUUUGCUGAUGGCCUAGUGGUGGGGGCGGCCUUCUCCUCAUCCGCCGAGACGGGCAUGGCGACCACCGUAGCCAUCCUCUGCCACGAAAUCCCUCAUGAAAUGGGUGACUUUGUGGUGUUGCUCAGCUCAGGUCUCUCUGUGAGGAAUGCAGUGAUGAUGAACUUACUCAGUGCUCUGACGGCCUUCGUCGGCCUCUUCGUCUCCUCAGAACCAGAGAUCCAGCAGUGGAUCUUUACGGUUACCGCAGGGAUCUUCCUCUAUCUGUCACUGGUAGAGAUGCUUUCAGAGAUGAGUCGUGUGAAGAGCAACAGACCCUGUCUCAUGUUCCUUCUGCAGAAACUUGGCCUCCUAAUGGGCUGGGUCUGCCUCCUGCUCCUCACCCUGUUUGAGCACAAACUCAAGUUUUGA